Notothenia coriiceps (black rockcod) is the source of this 929-nucleotide messenger RNA. RefSeq names its product natriuretic peptide receptor 3 (gene npr3). The record is from RefSeq and is a predicted model, not a curated record. Gene Ontology annotation, molecular function: natriuretic peptide receptor activity; peptide hormone binding. Gene Ontology annotation, biological process: signal transduction. The transcript has a single exon. Gene Ontology annotation, cellular component: membrane. The annotation marks the transcript as partial. Lineage: Eukaryota; Metazoa; Chordata; Actinopteri; Perciformes; Nototheniidae.
UGGACCGCCAACCCGGCAGAUCAGAGCUCUACUGGACAAUAUUUAGAGCAGGUUCAUAUCCUUCGAAGAAACUCUCAAUGCAGAGAAAACACACAGAUUCAGGCAGACUCGCUUUUUUAAUACACAGUUAUUUACCUUAAGACAUUUACUCCUGGCGGAGGGCUUUGCAGCUGUAUGUGCACUGCCAAAAAAUUGAGGAAAGAAACAUCUUUAGAACACCUCUCCAACACUUUGUCCUUUCCUGCAGCGGGACUUGGAGAGGGGCACCAUGCCAUUCCUCGGCGCACUGUGUGUGUACUUUCUGAUCAUCCUGAGGCCAGUUAUGACAAACAACAUCACCGUGGACAUAGACGUGUUGGUGUUUCUUCCACAAAAUAACUCUUACCCGUUCUCACACGCGAGGGUCGCACCGGCCAUCCUUUACGCACAGCAGCGGCUGCAGGCGGAGGGGGGGCAGUACUCCGGGAUCCACUUCAACAUACACUUUGAGAACUCCGACUGUGUGAAUGGGGCUCUGUUCCUGCUGCUGGACAGGUCGUGCGGGCAGAAGCCGGAUCUGAUCCUGGGUCCGGUGUGUGAGUACGAGGCGGCCGCGGUGGUCCGGCUGGCGUCGCACUGGGACAUCCCGGUGAUCUCGGCAGGUGCCCUGGCUGCCGGCUUCAGCAACAAGAACACCGAAUUCUCCCAGCUGACCCGCAUCGCCCCGUCCUACGUGAAGAUGGCAGAGACGUUCACCGCGAUGUUCGAGCACUUCACCUGGAGGAGCGCGCUGCUGCUGUUCGAGGACGACAAGCAGGAGCGCAACUGCUACUUCACCCUGGAAGGGGUCUACCAUCUGAUGGCGGACUUUAACAUCAAAUCAUACGCUGUUUCUAUGGAGGAACGUUUGGACACUGACGACAUCCUCCAAAACAUCCAUGACACUGAAG